AUGGUUGUCCACGGUGGGGAGAAGAAUUGUGUGUGGAGGACAAAAGGACAAAAGGAUGGCGUGGGGAGAAUGGUUUGUGGGAGAAGAGGGAGAAUGAGGCUUGCGCUGCAGGUGGGGGAGAAGGGGAGAAGGAGGCUUGCGGGGGAGAAGGGGAGAAGGGGAGAAGGAGGCUUGCGGGGGAGAAGGGGAGAAGGGAGCUUGCUGCAGUGUGGGGGAGAAGGGGAGAAGGAGGCUAGGUCAAAGAUUCCCAAAGACGUGGUGCAGUGCAGAGGGAAUCUGCUUUUUAUUGGGGUGCGGUGGAGGGGUUUUGGGGGUGCAGCUGACGUGAGGGCUGUGAGGGGUGCAGGUAUUUGGGGGUGCAGUGCGGUGAAAUUGAAAAAAGAGACAGUAAAAUUAUUUUUAACCAAGGGCAACGUUGGAAAUAAAAUACGUUUUGGGGGUACAGGAGUUUUCUUUGGAGGUGCAGGGAGAAGCCCCCCUUUGUUUACACUUGAUUUGUCACACAAUGAACUUGAAGGUCCAAUUCUAACAUUUUCAAGAAAUGUGACUUCUUUGAUUGUACUUGAUCUCUCGUACAAUAGACUUUCAAGUCUGACAAAUCAAUUUGAGGUUUAUAAAAGUAUUAUCACAAUAAAUUUUUGUAGCAACAAAAUUGGUGGAAAAAUUCCAAGAUCAAUUGGAAAACUUUCAUCGUUGAGAUAUCUUACUCUAUCCAAUAAUCAACUUAGUGAAAAUCCAUUUGAAAAUCUUAGAUCGCUCUCCGAAUUGUCAUUCCUUGAUAUUGGUGAUAAUCGUUUUGAAGGAGUGGUCAUGGAAGAUCAUCUUUCAAAUCUUACAAGCUUGAGUGAGUUUUAUGCAUCAGGAAACUAUUUGACUUUAAAAGUAGAUCCCAAUUGGAAUCCCACUUUUCAACUUACUGACUUAGAUAUGAGCACCGGGAAAUUAGGUCCCAACUUUCCAUCAUGGAUUCACUCACAAAGCAACCUUCACCAUUUAUCUAUGUCUAAUACAGGGAUUUUAGAUUCUAUUCCAUCUUGGUUUUGGGAAACAUUUUCUCAAGUUUCUUUUGUGAACCUAUCUCACAAUUACAUCCAUGGUAACCUUGGGGCUACAUUAACGAUUCCAAUAUCUAUGGAUGUUGUUGAUCUAAGUGCAAAUAACUUGUGUGGUCAAUUGCCCCCUAUUUCACGUGGCGUGGCCUUUUUAGAUCUUUCAAGCAAUUCAUUCUACAAAUCCAUGGAUAAAUUUUUAUGUAAUAAUGAUGAUAAUAUAAUGUGGUUUCUCAAUCUUGCUUCUAAUAAUUUGUGGGGAGAAAUACCUAAUUGUUGGAUGUUUUGGCCAAAUUUAGUGUAUAUAAAUUUGCAGAGCAACAAUUUUGUCGGUAACUUACCUCCAUCCAUGGGUGCCUUGGAAUCAAUGGAGUUUUUACAACUUGGUAACAAUUCACUCUCAGGAACGUUUCCUACAAGUUUGAUGGAGAAUGAAUUAUUGACACUUUUGGACAUGAGAGGAAAUAAACUCGUAGGAACUAUUCCAAAGUGGGUUGGAGAAAAGUUCUUAAAUAUGAGAAUCCUUUGCCUAAGUUCAAACAUUUUUUCUGGUCAUAUCCCAAAUGAAAUAUGCAAAAUGAGUCUCCUUCAAGUUUUAGACCUUGCACAAAAUAAUUUAUCCGGUGGUAUACCUACUUGUUUCAAUAAAUUUAGUGCCAUGACACUAAUGAAUAAAAGUACAAAUUCUAUUAUAGAAUAUUCACCGACAUUGACAGAUUAUUCUUCCGUUAUUGGUACCGUUGGUGUGCUUCUUUUGCUAAAGGGAAGAAUAGUUGAGCACAAAAACAUUCUGGGAUUGGUAACAAGUAUUGAUUUGUCAAAUAAUCAAUUGACCGGAGAAGUACCAAUUGAAAUAACAUAUUUAAAUGGUUUGAUAUUUUUGAACUUGUCCCACAACCAACUAAUUGGUCAUAUUCCAAGAAGCAUCGGUAACAUGGGAUCGUUAUUGUCCAUCGAUUUCUCAAAGAAUCAACUUUCUGGUGAAAUCCCUCAAACCAUUUCAGAUUUGAGCUUUCUAAGUUUGCUAAAUUUGUCUUAUAAUCAUUUAAAGGGGAAAAUUCCAACAGGAACUCAAUUGCAAACGUUUGAUGCCUCCGACUUCAUUGGGAAUGAUCUAUGCGACUCACCACUACCCAUCAAUUGCAGCUCCAAUACAAAAGUUGAUAAUUUUGAUCACAUCGAAAAAGGUAGUGAUAAACAUGGGAUAAACUGGUCUUUUGUGAGUAUGACAUUUGGAUUUGUUGUGGGAUUUUGGAUAGUGAUUGGUCCUUUGCUCAUUGUAGAUCAUGGUGUUAUACCUAUUUUCAUUUCCUUAACCAUGUUUGGUUUAAACUUCAAUCUCUUUUUUGAUGCAAGUACUCUAUAUAGUAUAAUGAAAAAUAAAUUGUAA
This is a messenger RNA of Vigna unguiculata (cowpea), 2439 nucleotides long. RefSeq names its product receptor-like protein EIX2. The record is from RefSeq and is a predicted model, not a curated record. NCBI's taxonomy places the organism in Eukaryota, Viridiplantae, Streptophyta, Magnoliopsida, Fabales, Fabaceae.